AUGAAGCUUGUUAGCAAAGAAGAUGGAGGCUGCUAUGGUUGGAUUAUUGUUCUAGCAUGUCACUGCGUAGAAGCUGUUAUGUUUGGAAUUCAAGUUGGCAUGGGAGUAUUCAUGGUGGAAUUCAUGGAAUACUUUGGAGAAGGAGCCGGAAGGACAGCACUAAUCCAAUCAAUAAUGAUCGGCUGUAAGACAUUUCCUGCUCCCUUGAUCAGCAGCUUGAAAAAUAAAUUUGGCACCAGACCAUUGGUUAUUAUUGGUGGUGUGUUAUCCAGUGGUGGUAUAUUAUUGAGUUCAUUUGCCAACAGUGUUAAUGUGUUACUAUUUAGUUACAGUGUUAUUGUAGGCAUUGGAUAUGGAUUGAUUUACGGGCCAAGUAUUCUUCUGGUAGGACAGUAUUUCCAUAAACGUCAUGCCCUAGCUAAUGGAAUUGCACAAUCAGGUGUUGCCGUCGGUGUAAUGACAUUCCCACCUCUGUAUCAGAUAUUAAUUGAUAAGUAUGGAUGGAGAGGGACAAUGCUUGUAAUGGCGGGAAUUAAUAUGAAUAUGGUUGUAUGUGGAAUUUUAAUGAGGCCACCACCAAAAUAUGAUCCGGAACCAAUAGAUGAGACAUCAGAGAAUAUUAUGCAGCAAUAUAGUACAGUGGAUUCUGGAGAAGGAAGUUACAGGACCAUGGAAACAUUUGGAAGAGAUGCAUUGGAGGAAACGAACAACGUCUGGUUCUUUUCUCCAAUGUUCAUCACAUCAUGUGCAUGGCUUUUGGCAGGAGUAUCACUAAUGUCUAUACUUGUUGCCAAUAGCAACUACUUAGUACUGGCCUUCAUAGCUGCAAUUUAUGGUAUAUCCAGUGGUACAGCAAUUCCCCUUCAUGGUGCAGUUUGUAUGAAAGCAUGUUUUGGUAAAGAAGACAUGUCAAGUGCAUUUGGCUGGUUUCUGACUUAUAUAAGCAUUGGUGCUAUAUGUGGACCACCUACAGCAGCACCUCUGGUGAGUAGUUUGAAUAAAAAGUUUGGAACCAGAGUAGUAGUGGUGACUGGUGGAAUCAUAUCCAGUAUUGGCUUACUUCUCAGCUCAUUUGCGAACAGUGUGUAUGUCCUUUAUGUAAGCUAUGGUAUCAUUGGAGGUUUUGGAAUUGGAUUAGCUUAUGGUCCUAGUAUUGUCAUUGUUGGCCAGUACUUUAAUAAACGCCAUGCUUUAGCUAACGGGUUGGUUUACGCUGGAGUCGGUAUUGGACUGAUAAUAUUCCCACCCAUAUACCAGUUGUUGAUUAACAAAUAUGGAUGGCGUGGAGCAAUACUUGUGAUAUCUGCCAUUAACAUGAACAUUGUUGUAUGUGGUGUGUUGCUGAGAGAGCCAAGAAUGAAAACCAAUCCUCAGAUAAGAGUCAAAAAAAUGGAAUUCAAUGAGAAAAAAAAGCAGCAAAAUGAAAUAUAUUCACCCGAGCAGCCAUACAUUAUAAAAUUAAGACAGAAAAAUGAUGAGAUAAAUUCAAGAUGCCAAAAUGAGAUUGGAGCCGGGGAAGCUGAGGGUGAAACUUUAUUGUGA
This is a messenger RNA of Saccoglossus kowalevskii, 1542 nucleotides long. Its product is annotated as monocarboxylate transporter 13-like. Lineage: Eukaryota; Metazoa; Hemichordata; Enteropneusta; Harrimaniidae. Gene Ontology annotation, biological process: transmembrane transport. The record is from RefSeq and is a predicted model, not a curated record. Gene Ontology annotation, molecular function: transmembrane transporter activity.